AUGAAGAAUAGUGAUCAAUUUUCCGAUGAUUUUCUAAUGUCUCUGCCAUUUUCAAAAGACAGUGUUAUUGAUGCCGAACCAAUUAGCUAUUGUCUUCCUCAUCACUCGUCUACUGUUGAUUUCCCUUUCUGUAUGUUUCACCAAGUUCCUCCUCCAUCAUCCGCAGCGUCAAGUAGUACUACUGUUGAUUUCUCUUCCAUAGAUGGCGGCAAGGACGAUCCUAAUUCACCUUUUUUGACUCUCUUUACAGGAUUUUCUAAAAACUUUGCUGCUUUGAAACCAAUUGUAAACAGUACUCCCCCUCCUCCUCCGUCAUCCACUGAUCUCUGUCUUUCUCUACCAUCCCUACCCAACACCUCUUCGACUGCCCAAUCUUCCAUUGAUAGUCAACAUUGUUGUAGUUUUGCUUCAUCAAGUCGGGAGGUAAAUGCAUUGGGUAACUCUGCUCCUAAAAGAUCCUUGUUACAGGAAUUCAUCCCGCUCAAGAAACCCAAGCUGACAAAAGAAUCAAACGGAGAGGAAGGUCAUUGGAUAAUAAAGAAGCUAACUAGAAGCGAUGUGAAUGGAGCUUCGAGGUUAUUACUAUCUCAACAAGACGUGAAUAAUUACAUAUUACCCUUCAUGAACAAGGAAGAACAGAGCAUAAUUUGUCAACAAUUAUGUGGAGUUGAUGUUACCGUAUUUGAUAUGGAUACACAAACAAAGCAUAUUUUGACCCUCAAGAAAUGGUCAACGAAUAGCUUUCACCUUGUCAAAGCAUGGACAAAGGAUUUUGUCAAAAGGAGAAAUCUCAAAGAAACAGAUGCUAUUUCCAUUCGUUGGGAGAAAAGCAAUUCAAGAUUUUGUUUUCGAGUUGACACGAGGAAUCAACUAGAUCUUUAA
This is a messenger RNA of Solanum stenotomum, 882 nucleotides long. Its product is annotated as putative B3 domain-containing protein At1g78640. Gene Ontology annotation, molecular function: DNA binding. The transcript has a single exon. The record is from RefSeq and is a predicted model, not a curated record. NCBI's taxonomy places the organism in Eukaryota, Viridiplantae, Streptophyta, Magnoliopsida, Solanales, Solanaceae. Bases 1 to 882 code for a protein of 293 amino acids.